UCUGAACUGUAGCCAUAGGAGCCAGUCGAACAAUCACAUAUUCUUAUACAACCACGAAGAUUACACAAAACACCAACCACGAACAAGAAGACAUUAGACCCUACCACUACGACCACCAACCAUAACGAUCACUACCAACACGAACACCAGCAACAUCAGGAUGUCCGUCCAGGAGAUAUCGUCCAAAGGUCAAUUCGACCAAGAGAUCGAGCAGGCAUCGGGCGUGGCGGUGGUGAAAGCAUACGCACCAUUUGAGCAGGCUUCGGUCGACCUGCCUGGGUUUGACGAGACGAGCGAGGAUCCCGCGUUCAGCGAGGUCAAGUUCUUCAAGCUGGAUAUCGAAACCGUUCCGGAUGUGACGCAGCAGCUGCAGCCGAGCACCCUGCCGACAGUUUACAUCUUCAAGGCGGGUGUCCAGGUUGCGGACUUUCCCGGGCAGAUUCCCGGGGAGGUGCUGAGAGAGAUGGUGAAUAUGCAUUUGUGAAGUGAGUGUGGGUAGGGUGAUGAGAUGAAAUGGCGCUGCCGGGAGGUGGUAGUCGUGGACGUGGAUACAAUUUGAUGCAUCGAACCUACAUGAAUUGGAAAGCUACAUCGUUUGCGUGCCCGUGAUGGUCUGCUUUGAUUGUAAGAUGCGAUGAGAUGUGAUGAGAUAAGAUAAGUCUUGAUGGCUCGUGCUUCACUUACGUAACCACUCAACCCCGGCCGGAAAUCCUCACUACAAUCGGUUCAUCGUUCGGCCGAACCACGAUAUGUUCUCAUCUCACCAGCAUGCUCUACGUUAUAGCUUCUAUAAAUGGUACUCUGUAAUAAUAAAAUCGAAAAGACGGAUCGUACGCGUGC
Molecule: messenger RNA, 840 nt
Organism: Pseudovirgaria hyperparasitica
Lineage: Eukaryota; Fungi; Ascomycota; Dothideomycetes; Acrospermales; Acrospermaceae
Exons: 1
Coding region: 161-484 (107 amino acids)
Source: RefSeq, a predicted model, not a curated record